Molecule: messenger RNA, 1590 nt
Organism: Brettanomyces nanus
Lineage: Eukaryota; Fungi; Ascomycota; Pichiomycetes; Pichiales; Pichiaceae
Exons: 1
Coding region: 1-1590 (529 amino acids)
Biological process (GO): lactate catabolic process
Cellular component (GO): mitochondrion
Molecular function (GO): D-lactate dehydrogenase (cytochrome) activity; D-lactate dehydrogenase (NAD+) activity; FAD binding
Source: RefSeq, a predicted model, not a curated record
AUGCUAAGAAAUAAUUCUAUCUGGACAUUAGGAAGUGCCUUGAUAUUGGGAGCAGUUCUCGGUUGGGGAUCUGCCUCUUGCAAUGUAAGAAAAAACCCACCAGAGUUCCUUUUCCCGAAGUCAUCCACUACAAAGCUUCAAGACCUUAAGGCUCCAAAAUAUGGAGAUGCCGAGAAGGCUAUUGAAGAAAUAGCCAAAUUAUUGGGAAAGAACAAAAUCAGCAGAACUAAGGAUAGCCUAGAUCAUCAUAGUGAUGCUUACUUUUCAAGUGACCAUCCGACUGAAGAUCAACGACCAGUUGCAGUCAUUUAUCCGGAAACUACAGAGGAAGUGUCUCUUAUUAUGAAGAUAUGCCAUAAAUACAGAGUAGCAGUUGUACCAUUCAGUGGAGGUACUUCUCUUGAGGGUAAUUUUAUCCCUACAAGAAAGGGUAUUUGCGUUGACCUCAAGAAGAUGGAUAAAGUUCUUGAGCUUCAUCAAGAGGAUUUGGAUGUCAGCGUGCAGGCUGCAUUGGGAUGGCAGAAAUUAGCACAGUAUUUGAAUGACUACAAUUUAUUGUUUGGUCCAGAUCCGGGUCCUGGUGCAUGCAUUGGAGGAAUGGCAAGUACUUCUUGCUCCGGCCCUAAUGCUGCUAGAUGGGGUACGAUGAAGGAGAAUGUGAUUAGUUUGACCGUGGUACUUGCUGACGGUACCAUAAUCAAGACCAAGAAAAGGCCUAGAAAAUCUGCUGCAGGUUACAAUUUGAACGGAUUGUUCAUCGGAAGUGAGGGUACUUUGGGUAUCAUUACAGAAGCAACUUUGAAGCUUAACGUUAAACCUAAAGUUGAAAAUGUAGCCGUUGUGUCGUUCCCUAACAUCUCGGCUGCAGGUUCAGCCGUUGCCGGAUUCAUUCAAGAGGGUGUUCAGUUGGAUGCCAUGGAAUUACUUGAUGAUAAAAUGAUUCACUAUGUUAACGUUUCUGGUAAGACAUCUAUGAAGUAUGACGAAGCUCCAACUUUGAUGUUGAAAUUUGGCGGUUUGUCAGAGGAAGCUGUCCAAUCUCAAAUUAAGUCGGUCCAGGCCAUUUGCCAAAGAAAUAAGAAUACCGAUUUCAAGUUUGCUAAGUCGGAGAAGGAGAAAGCAGAGUUAUGGAAUGCUAGGAAAGUUGCUUUGCUAGCUACCAUUGACUAUGGUAAAAAGUAUAUUGACAAAGAUAUACAAGUGUGGGCUACAGAUGUUGCAGUCCCAAUUUCUAAACUUUGUGACUGCUUACAGGAGACUAAAGAUGAGAUGGUAAAGGUGGGGCUUGCUGGUGCUAUUGUGGGCCAUGUUGGAGAUGGUAACUAUCACGCUAUGAUUCUUUUCAAGAAGGAAGAUAGAGAAAAAACUGCAAAAGUUGUUCAGCACAUGAUCGACAGGGCCUUAGCUGUGGACGGUACUGUUACAGGAGAGCAUGGUGUAGGCUGGGGUAAGAAGCCUUAUUUGUUAGAGGAAGUGACUCCGGAUGUGAUUGAUUUGAUGAGAAAAAUCAAAAUGGCCUUGGAUCCUUACAGACUUUUGAAUCCCGAUAAGGUGUUUGCCAUUGAUCCCAAUGAUGAUUCAACAAUUUAG